Messenger RNA from Pongo pygmaeus (Bornean orangutan), 1374 nucleotides. It is a transcript of the gene RHEB, whose product is annotated as Ras homolog, mTORC1 binding. The coding region runs from base 410 to 964 and encodes 184 amino acids. Lineage: Eukaryota; Metazoa; Chordata; Mammalia; Primates; Hominidae. Gene Ontology annotation, cellular component: membrane. The transcript is spliced from 8 exons. Gene Ontology annotation, biological process: signal transduction. The record is from RefSeq and is a predicted model, not a curated record. Gene Ontology annotation, molecular function: GTPase activity; GTP binding.
AAUGGCGUAAUUAAAAAGCGGCGGAAGAAGGUGGGAGGGUCAUGACGCAGCGAGUUUCAGUCGUGACUUUUGUGGGGUUAUCGCGGCGUCCCCUUUUUUUGCCUUUAAAGUAAAACGUCGCCCCGACGCACCCCCCGCGUAUUUCGGGGGGCGGAGGCGGUGGGCCACGGCGCGAAGAGGGGCGGUGCUGACGCCGGCCGGUCACGUGGGCGUGUUGUGGGGGGGAGGGGCGCCGCCGCGCGGUAGGUUCCGGGCGGUUGGGAGCGCGCGAGCGAGCGAGAGGCAGCCGCGCCCGCCGCCGCCCCUGCUCUGUAUGCCGCUCUCUCCCGGCGCGGCCGCCGAUCACAGCAGCAGGAGCUGCCGCCGCCGCGGUUGAUGUGGUUGGGCCGGGGCUGAGGAGGCCGCCAAGAUGCCGCAGUCCAAGUCCCGGAAGAUCGCGAUCCUGGGCUACCGGUCUGUGGGGAAAUCCUCAUUGACGAUUCAAUUUGUUGAAGGCCAAUUUGUGGACUCCUACGAUCCAACCAUAGAAAACACUUUUACAAAGUUGAUCACAGUAAAUGGACAAGAAUAUCAUCUUCAACUUGUAGACACAGCCGGGCAAGAUGAAUAUUCUAUCUUUCCUCAGACAUACUCCAUAGAUAUUAAUGGCUAUAUUCUUGUGUAUUCUGUUACAUCAAUCAAAAGUUUUGAAGUGAUUAAAGUUAUCCAUGGCAAAUUGUUGGAUAUGGUGGGGAAAGUACAAAUACCUAUUAUGUUGGUUGGGAAUAAGAAAGACCUGCAUAUGGAAAGGGUGAUCAGUUAUGAAGAAGGGAAAGCUUUGGCAGAAUCUUGGAAUGCAGCUUUUUUGGAAUCUUCUGCUAAAGAAAAUCAGACUGCUGUUGAUGUUUUUCGAAGGAUAAUUUUGGAGGCAGAAAAAAUGGACGGGGCAGCUUCACAAGGCAAGUCUUCAUGCUCGGUGAUGUGAUUCUGCUGCAAAGCCCGAGGACACUGGGAAUAUAUUCUACCUGAAGAAGCAAACUGCCCAUUCUCCUUGAAGAUAAACUAUGCUUCUUUUUUCUUCUGUUAACCUGAAAGAUAUCAUUUGGGUCAGAGCUCCCCUCCCUUCAGAUUAUGUUAACUCUGAGUCUGUCCAAAUGAGUUCACUUCCAUUUUCAAAUUUUAAGCAAUCAUAUUUUCAAUUUAUAUAUUGUAUUUCUUAAUAUUAUGACCAAGAAUUUUAUCGGCAUUAAUUUUUCAGUGUAGUUUGUUGUUUAAAAUAAUGUAAUCAUCAAAAUGAUGCAUAUUGUUACACUACUAUUAACUAGGCUUCAAUAUAUCAGUGUUUAUUUCAUUGUGUUAAAUGUAUACUUGUAAAUAAAAUAGCUGCAAACCUCA